Molecule: messenger RNA, 4482 nt
Organism: Kazachstania africana CBS 2517
Lineage: Eukaryota; Fungi; Ascomycota; Saccharomycetes; Saccharomycetales; Saccharomycetaceae
Product: pleiotropic drug resistance family ABC transporter
Exons: 1
Coding region: 1-4482 (1493 amino acids)
Biological process (GO): xenobiotic detoxification by transmembrane export across the plasma membrane
Cellular component (GO): membrane
Molecular function (GO): ATP binding; ATP hydrolysis activity; ABC-type transporter activity
Source: RefSeq, a predicted model, not a curated record
AUGUCGGAGAAGAAAGAUAUUAUUGAUUCUGGUGCAAUGAGUCAAGUAGAUGAAAGUUCAUCAUUAAACUUACAAAGUUAUGAUGGUUUUGAUCAAAAUGCUCAAGAUAAAAUUAGACAAUUAGCAAGAAGUUUGACUAACCAAAGUUCUACUACUCAUAACAACGAUGCCGCAUCUUUAUUCUCAAACGUUAAAGGUGUCAACCCGGUUUUCACUGAUCCUUCAAAUCCAGAAUACGAUGAAAGAUUAGAUCCAGAAAGUGAGAAUUUUUCCAGUACCGCUUGGGUUAAAAAUAUGGCAAAUUUAACUGCUGCUGAUCCAGAUUACUAUAAGCCUUACUCUUUAGGUUGUGUUUGGAAAGAUUUGACUGCUUCAGGUGACUCUUCAGAUGUCGUCUACCAAUCUACCGUCUUCAAUAUGCCAACAAAAUUAUUGAAAACAGCUUUCAGAAAAGCUAGACCAGCUAAAGAAUCAGACACUUUUCAAAUUUUAAAACCAAUGGAAGGUUGUAUCAACCCAGGUGAAUUAUUAGUCGUCCUUGGUAGACCAGGUUCUGGUUGUACUACCCUAUUGAAAUCCAUUUCUUCCAACACUCACGGUUUCAACGUCGGUAAGGAUUCAACAAUCUCAUACAAUGGUCUUACUCCAAAGGCUAUAAAUAGACAUUACCGUGGUGAAGUAGUGUACAAUGCCGAGUCCGAUGUACAUUUACCACAUCUUACAGUUUUCGAAACAUUGUAUACUGUCGCAAGAUUAAAGACUCCAAGUAAUCGUGUUCAAGGUGUUGACAGAGACACUUACGCUAAACAUCUAACUGACGUUACAAUGGCUACUUACGGUUUGUCUCACACAAGAAACACAAAAGUUGGUAACGAUCUUGUUAGAGGUGUUUCUGGUGGUGAAAGAAAGCGUGUUUCCAUUGCUGAGGUCACUAUCUGUGGUUCUAAGUUCCAAUGUUGGGAUAAUGCAACAAGAGGUUUAGAUUCUGCAACUGCUUUAGAAUUUAUCAGAGCUUUAAAAACCCAGGCUACUUUAACUAACACCGCUGCUACUAUCGCUAUUUACCAAUGUUCUCAAGAUGCUUACGAUUUAUUCGAUAAAGUUUGUGUAUUAUACGGUGGCUACCAAAUCUUUUAUGGAUCUGCACAAAAGGCAAAGAAAUAUUUUGAAACUAUGGGUUACCAAUGUCCAGAAAGACAAACUACUGCAGAUUUCUUAACUUCUGUUACAAGUCCUGCUGAAAGAGUUAUAAAUCCUGAUUUCAUUGGAAGAGGCAUUCAAGUUCCACAAACUCCAGAAGAUAUGAAUAACUAUUGGAGGAAUUCCCCUGAAUAUAAAGAGUUAAUAAACGAAAUUGACACCCAUUUAGCUAACAACCAAGACGAAUCUCGUAACAGCAUCAAAGAAGCUCAUAUCGCUAAACAAUCAAACAGAGCUAGACCAGGCUCUCCUUACACAGUUAAUUACGGUAUGCAAGUCAAAUAUCUACUCACAAGAAACGUUUGGAGAAUUAAAAACAAUUCUAGUGUCCAACUAUUUAUGAUCUUUGGUAACUGUGGUAUGGCCUUCAUUUUGGGUUCCAUGUUCUACAAAGUUAUGAAACAUGAUUCAACAUCUACAUUCUAUUAUCGUGGUGCAGCUAUGUUCUUCGCCAUUCUUUUCAAUGCCUUCUCCUGCCUUUUAGAAAUUUUCUCCUUAUACGAAGCAAGGCCAAUUACUGAAAAACACAGAAGUUAUUCCUUAUACCACCCAAGUGCUGAUGCAUUUGCCUCCAUUUUCUCUGAAAUUCCAACUAAAAUUAUCAUCGCCAUUGGUUUCAACAUCAUUUACUAUUUCUUAGUUAACUUCGAAAGAAACGGUGGUGUCUUCUUCUUUUAUUGGUUAAUUAACAUCGUCGCUGUUUUUGCCAUGUCUCAUUUAUUCAGAACUGUGGGUUCUUUGACUAAGACUUUAUCCGAGGCUAUGAUACCUGCUUCUAUGUUAUUACUAGCUAUGUCCAUGUUUACUGGUUUCGCUAUCCCCAAGACGAAGAUGCUGGGCUGGUCCAAGUGGAUUUGGUAUAUCAACCCAAUUGCUUAUUUAUUUGAAUCGUUAAUGAUCAAUGAAUUCCAUGGUCGUAGAUUCGAAUGUGCAGCAUUUAUUCCAAGUGGUCCAGCUUAUAGCAAUAUUACGGCUACUGAAAGAGUUUGUGCUGUCAGUGGUUCUGUUGCCGGCCAAAGUUACGUUUUAGGUGAUGAUUACAUUAGGGUUAGCUACGACUAUCUCCAUAAACAUAAGUGGAGAGGUUUCGGUAUUGGUAUGGCCUAUGCCAUCUUCUUUCUUUUCGCUUACCUAGUUGUGUGUGAAUACAACGAAGGUGCCAAGCAAAAGGGUGAAAUGCUAGUUUUCCCACAAAGUGUUCUAAGAAAGUUAAGAAAAGAAGGUCAAUUGAAAAAGGACUCUGAAGAUAUUGAAAACGGCAGCAACUCAUCUACUACUGAAAAACAACUAUUAGAAGAUUCUGACGAAGGUUCUUCCAAUGGCGAUAGUACUGGUUUGGUUAAGUCUGAGGCUAUUUUCCACUGGAGAAACUUAUGUUAUGAUGUCCAAAUUAAAGACGAAACAAGACGUAUUUUGAACAAUGUCGAUGGUUGGGUCAAACCAGGUACAUUAACUGCUUUAAUGGGUUCUUCUGGUGCUGGUAAGACUACUUUAUUGGAUUGCUUGGCUGAGAGAGUUACUAUGGGUGUUAUCACCGGUGAUGUUUUGGUUGAUGGUCGUCCUCGUGAUGAGUCAUUCCCAAGAUCUAUUGGUUAUUGUCAACAACAAGAUUUACAUUUGAAGACAUCGACUGUGAGAGAAUCUCUAAGAUUCUCAGCAUACUUACGUCAACCAGCAGAAGUUUCUGUUGAAGAAAAGGAUGCUUACGUUGAGGAAGUCAUCAAGAUUUUAGAAAUGGAAAAGUACGCUGACGCUGUUGUUGGUGUUGCUGGUGAAGGUUUGAAUGUUGAACAAAGAAAGAGAUUGACUAUUGGUGUUGAACUUGCUGCCAAGCCUAAAUUAUUAGUUUUCUUAGAUGAACCUACGUCCGGUUUAGAUUCCCAAACUGCAUGGUCUAUUUGUCAAUUAAUGAGAAAGUUAGCCAGUCAUGGUCAAGCCAUCCUGUGUACCAUCCAUCAACCAUCUGCUAUUUUGAUGCAAGAAUUUGAUCGUUUAUUAUUUUUACAGAAGGGUGGUAAAACUGUUUAUUUUGGUGAAUUAGGUGAAGGCUGUCAGGUUAUGAUUGAUUAUUUCGAGCGUAACGGUUCUCAUAAAUGUCCCCCAGAUGCUAACCCAGCUGAAUGGAUGUUAGAAGUUGUUGGUGCUGCUCCAGGUUCUCAUGCUAAUCAGGACUAUCAUGAGGUCUGGAGAAACUCAGAAGAAUUUAGAAUUGUCCAUGAAGAAUUAGAUCUUAUGGAAAGAGAGUUACCCGCAAAAUCUGCUGGUGUCGAUACUGAUCAUCAAGAGUUUGCCACUGGUUUAUUUUACCAAACCAAAUUAGUCAGUGUUCGUUUAUUCCAACAAUAUUGGAGAUCUCCAGAGUAUCUAUGGGCAAAGUUUGUUUUAACUAUUUUCAAUGAGUUGUUUAUUGGUUUCACCUUCUUCAAAGCAGGUACUUCAUUACAAGGUUUACAAAAUCAAAUGUUAGCUGCAUUCAUGUUCACAGUCAUUUUCAAUCCAUUAUUACAACAAUAUCUUCCAUCAUUUGUCCAACAAAGAGACUUAUACGAAGCCAGGGAACGUCCUUCUAGAACUUUCUCCUGGAAAGCCUUCAUUGUUUCCCAGAUUUUAGUUGAGGCGCCAUGGAACUUCUUAGCUGGUACACUAGCAUACUUCAUUUACUACUAUCCAAUUGGGUUCUACGAAAAUGCCUCAUAUGCUGGUCAAUUACAUGAAAGAGGUGCGUUAUUCUGGCUAUUCUCAACAGCUUUCUAUGUCUAUGUUGGUUCCAUGGGUUUCUUAACUGUUUCCUUCAAUGAAAUUGCCGAAAACGCUGCUAACUUAGCAAGUUUAAUGUUUACAAUGGCAUUAUCUUUCUGUGGUGUUAUGACAACUCCAAGUGCUAUGCCAAGAUUCUGGAUCUUUAUGUACAGAGUUUCACCAUUAACUUACUUUGUCCAAGGUAUAUUAGCUGUAGGUCUUGCUAACACAAAAAUCGAAUGUUCUUCUAGUGAAUUUUUACAGUUUGAAGCCCCAUCAGGCAUGACGUGUGGUAAUUACAUGGAAGCUUAUCUCGACUAUGCUGGUACAGGUUACUUAAAGGACGAAAGUGCAACGGGCACCUGUGAAUUCUGUGAAUACAGUUACACAAACGAUUAUUUAAGUUCGAUAAACUCAUAUUAUUCCCAAAGAUGGAGGAACUGGGGUAUUUUCAUCUGUUACAUUGCAAUCAAUUACAUUGGUGGUAUUGCAUUCUAUUAUCUUGCUAGAGUCCCCAAGAAAUCCAAAGUAGCUAAAAAAUAA